AGCCUGGAUCAGGACACACCAGGGUGAACAAAUUGUAACAGAAAACAGGAGCAUGGCGGGGAUGUGCUGAUAGCCUGGUAGCAAGCUCACCUGUUUGUGUUGUUGGUGGUGAUGGAGAAUAUCGAGCAGUCUUCGCCCCUCCGGAUCACCCCUACAGUCCGGGCGCUGAGCUCAGCACUGCGGGGGAAACGUGAAAAUGUCCCCGAUUCCAGCCAGGGAAGCGGCGACAGGAUCUUCCCUGACCCGGAGAAGCUUUGGUUUAAGGAGAGCAGCGCUAAAAACCUCCGAAACAGGGACUUCUUGUCGCCGACCACGAUGCUUCACACGCUGUACGCGGACGGGCAGGUCCCUCCAGCAGUGAUGUCCAGGGUCUUGUCCCUCCGUGGUAGUGGGGUUCUCCCUGUGGCUGGUGGGGAGGUGAUGGGUGAAGGGCUGAGGGUGAGGGUGGACCGGGCCGCAGCCUUCAGGGCCGUCCUGGCGGGUGGAGCCACAGAGUACUUGACACCAUCAGGUCAGAGGCAGGGCUGUGUGGUGCUCAACUGUCCUGCCUUGCACCCUAAACCCAACACACCCACUCCUGACACACUGACUCUGGGCCAGCUGAGGACUGUUCUGUUGGCUGACCACAUGGGGGCACUGCUGAGAAAACAGGGAUUUUCAGUGUCAUAUUGCCCCACGCUUCCCGAAGACAGCGACAUCAUCACCUUCCUCCGAACUCUGGGCCUCGAUUGGCCGACAUCCCCGGCCAACUGGACUAAUGAGCAGCGUGAAGAGAAGAUCCAGGAAGCGCUGGAGAACUCCCCGUACAGAGAGAGGGAAAAUGAGAGAGGCAGGAGGACCAGCGGAGGAGGAGGAGGGAGGAAGGCAGAGGACGGGGAGAAUGAGGGAGCGCUCAGGAUCAACCUGAAACGAGUUUUCCAGGAGGAGGGGCUGCUGGGAUAUGACCCCAGUCUUGGCACCUGCACAGUGCACAGAGACAGUGUUUCCCACCUGGCCCAACUGGACGCAGCCACAGCCGACUGCACAGUAGCCAUGGCAACAGCGUUACAUGUAACUUCUUGUCAGGAUGAAUUCCGCCAGCAGCAGAUUGCGAUGCUGUGGAGAGCCAGCGGAGCGACACAUACGCAGAGACAUUUGGUGUGUGGACCUGUGAAGACUCCUGGUUCUCACCUCACUGCUGCACAGUACUUGCAGCUGAGAAGAGGUCAAAUGAAGGAGGCCUCAGAGAUGAAGUAUGGAGAUCAAGUAGAAGGUCAGACGUGGGAUGACAUCAUCAGGGUCAUGACCUCUGCCACCGUCAGAUUUGAGCUGCUGUCAACAGUCCACACCAGUCCUGUGACACUGGACGUCCAGAGGGAAGGAAGUGUGUCCACCAAAGGCCCGAGAGGAGGAGUGUUUGUGAUGUAUAACUGUGCCAGACUGCACACUUUGUUCGACAGCUACGAGAGAGGAGUGGGGAAGGGUCUGUACCCAGAGAUCCCUGAUGGCUCUGAGUUAGACUUCUCUGCUCUCAAAGAAGAGGGCGAGUGGCUUCUCCUGUUCAAUUACCUCAUACCGUUCUCCGAGCUGCUGGACCAAUCAGGACAGGCGUUAGACUGUGAAGGGGGAGGAGCCAGAGUCAAUAUUAAAACUGAACAGAUCUGUAAAUUUCUGGUGUCUCUCAGUAAAGACUUCAGCUCGUACUACAACAGAGUCCAUGUGCUCGGGGAGCCGUUGCCUCAUCUCUUCAACCAGAUGUUUUGUCGCCUGUAUCUGUUGAGAGCGUUGAGAGAGCUCUACCACAGCGCUCUGGACACCCUGAACCUUCCCCCCAUUAGGCAGCUAUAGCCUUAACAUACGUCGCUCAUCCUGUAAUCACUGUUAGUCCUACCUCCCCGCCCGCCACACACACACACUCACCUAUAUUUCGCAUUUGUAGCCUCAUCGCAUACACACUUCAUUAAGCGUUAAUGAAAAAUGUAUCCAAAUAAGACACAUUCUCACCUUUUUCAUCUUUUUUUGGCAACGUUACAAUCUACAGUCUCUGUCUGUUACAGUCAGUUAUAAGAGACUGUUCAACCCGCCCACGAUGUAGCUCCUACAGCUCAUCGUCAACGAUUCCUGCGGCUGGACUUACCGUAACUGUUUGAAUAUUUGAAGGAUGUCAUUAUGACCCAUAAAUCAUGAAAUGUGGAGUCAGUAAAGUCUGCGCUUUUUAUCUAAAAUGUUUGAGUGAUUAUGUGUGAGGUCAGCGUGAUCUGGAUGGAGUGAUUUUCCUGGAAAAUUUGAUCUGUUUGCAUGUUGUGCUUCACUUUGGAUUAGUUGCUCUGUGGA
This is a messenger RNA of Thunnus maccoyii (southern bluefin tuna), 2313 nucleotides long. RefSeq names its product DALR anticodon binding domain containing 3 (gene dalrd3). Gene Ontology annotation, biological process: tRNA C3-cytosine methylation; arginyl-tRNA aminoacylation. The record is from RefSeq and is a predicted model, not a curated record. Gene Ontology annotation, molecular function: arginine-tRNA ligase activity; ATP binding; tRNA binding. NCBI's taxonomy places the organism in Eukaryota, Metazoa, Chordata, Actinopteri, Scombriformes, Scombridae. The transcript is spliced from 13 exons. The coding region runs from base 112 to 1827 and encodes 571 amino acids.